AUGUCCAAGGACCAUCCCAGCCCCCCAUCCUCACGCCCUCUGCAUCAGAAAAUCCGCCUCCCAGCCUCUCUGUCCAGUGCUCUCCUGGUUCUUAUUGUCACCGGCCUGUUCCACGAACUCAGUGACUUCCGCCGAGAGCUCCUCUUAACUGCAGAUGGGGGCAAGGAAUCACGUCGUCCUUGCGGGGCCCCUUCGGCCGAUAGCUACACUGCCGGUCAGGCCCGCGUGCUCGGACCUUCGGGCGCUGUCCACAGCGGUGCGGGCAGAAGGGGCCGUCGCAAGCCGGAGCCCCGAGCUCCGCUACGUCGUCCUUCCCCCUUCCCGAGGGUUCUCUCCGCGCGCCCAGCUCCCGGGUCAGCGGAGCGGAGACGGGGCACUGGGGCUCCGCGCGGCCCCCGGCGGGCGGGCGUGGGCACAGGCGGCGCGCCUCUGCGGCCGGGAGGCGGGGACCCCGCAGGCCCGCGAUCCGCGGCUCCGCUGCCUCGCUUCCCCUCGUCCACCGCCAGGGGCAGCGCCGCGCCUCCCCGGCCCAGCGGACGUGACGUCACACGCCGCGUCCUGCGCACGUGGAGCCCACGCUCGCGCCCCGCGUACGUCGUCCCGCGCGCCGGCGCUGGCUGGCGUCUCGGGCAGGGCGAGCGCGGGAUCCUCGGGAGGGCGAGCGCCCCGCCGCCCCGGGUCGGAUCCCCCGUGGAUAUGGUGCCGCGUCUGGCUGUCGCCAUGCUGCCCUACGUCGCUGUGACCGUUGCACAGUGUCGCUUCUUUCUGAUGAGCUCUGGUAAGUCAAGGCACUGGGCCUCGGACGUUUCCACACCAUCUGGAAUUCCUGCUCCUGUAAAAGGGCCACCCAGGAGCCUCUGCCACAUGCGUCUGGUGGGCUUGAGGCCUUUCUGCACGUGCCGCCGAGACGGUAAGUCUGCGAUUCGUGCCUGUGAGCUCAGGCGCCUCGGGCACCAAGGGUCCAGGCCUGGAGCUCAUGCCCAGACCAGCAGGGACAGAAGCGCACCUGGCCUCUGGCCGACCCGGGGCCAGGAGCACCUCCAUCUCCUGUGAAGGGCAAGUUCUGGCUGCUCGCCGGCUUUCUCCGCCCUCCUUUCUCGGCCAGGUUUGCUGUCCACCUGCUGAGACUUUUCAAAAUGUUACGGAGAAAAAGUAUGCCUCACAUGGCAAAAAAGUGGAAACUUCAGUGUUCAAAUAUGUAAGCCUGUUACAUGAAAAAUCUCUAGGUGACCCAGGCAGUUAAUGUAACUUUUUGACUUUGUUAAUCAGAAGGAAAGAAUCAUUACUUGGAAGGAACAAACUUACAAGAGAAAUUAAAAAUCAGACGAUCAAAACCAGCACGCUGGCCCCUUCCUCCUGCACACUGAGAACUGAAAUUAAUUUCCUGGGAAACUACAUUUCCUCUGGCAUUUUUUCUAGCUCACAUGCUUCAUUACAGCCAUAAAAUAUGCAAAAAGUGGGAAAAGGGUGUGAAAUCAAUUGUGAGUCAAUACUCAGUAGCUCUCCUAGGAUACCUGCUCUCCUGUUCCUUAAACAGACCCAUUUCAGGCAAGGUUAAUGGUUUCCACUGGGGGUUUUUGCCUAAAUUUCUAGGUAUAGAGAUUUUUAUCAAGAACUGGGAAUUUAAUUCUGCAAAGGAUUAAAGAAAAAGCAGACAAGAUUUGUAGAUUACCUUCUCAAAUAAAAGGACAGCAAGUCCCUUUAGGAAAACUAAAAAGUACUUCAAAUUUUUAUCUUCUAUAAGAUGAGCAUUCAGGGCACCUUUCCAAUGUUUUGAUUAAUCAGUAUAGUGCUUUGAAGUGACCACCACCAAGCCUUUAUCUUUACAUAUUUCCGGGAGCGUACAGGACAUGCAGGCACCCCGGGACGGCCUGCCGUCUGGGCAGCGGCCACAGAGAGGGUGUCAUUCAUGGCCAGGAUGCCGGCCUUUCCCCCUCUUGCCAUUAGCUGCCCGGGGCAUUCUUGUCCCGUCCCCGACUGACCUCCCUCCAUAGCCCCCCAGUCAGCUGGUAGGAGCUUAGGGGCCUGU
Messenger RNA from Manis pentadactyla (Chinese pangolin), 2029 nucleotides. RefSeq lists its product as uncharacterized. The transcript has 4 exons. Lineage: Eukaryota; Metazoa; Chordata; Mammalia; Pholidota; Manidae. The record is from RefSeq and is a predicted model, not a curated record. Bases 1 to 1053 code for a protein of 350 amino acids.